Messenger RNA from Recurvomyces mirabilis, 2952 nucleotides. It is a transcript of the gene CTK2, whose product is annotated as RNA polymerase II C-terminal domain kinase beta subunit. Gene Ontology annotation, biological process: positive regulation of DNA-templated transcription, elongation; regulation of transcription by RNA polymerase II. The coding region runs from base 1 to 2952 and encodes 983 amino acids. Gene Ontology annotation, molecular function: cyclin-dependent protein serine/threonine kinase activator activity. Gene Ontology annotation, cellular component: nucleus; cyclin/CDK positive transcription elongation factor complex. The transcript has 4 exons. Lineage: Eukaryota; Fungi; Ascomycota; Dothideomycetes; Mycosphaerellales; Teratosphaeriaceae. The record is from RefSeq and is a predicted model, not a curated record.
AUGGCAGAGCCCCACCCCAAUACUCGCCUACGAGUAGAUUGGGAAUCCUUGGGCAUCUGCCGCUACCACAUGAUCGGCGGCAUACACAAUUGUACUCGCGACCCGUGCAAGUGGACGCAUCCGGAGCCGGAGGUGGUGCCUUUGAUGUGGGAGAGGGAGAAGGCUAUGGCAGCGUCGAGGGAGAGGGCGGAGGCGAGGGGGAGGUUGGCGGAGAGGAAGGUGGAUAGGGAGAGGGCUGGAGCCUGUGUGAUGGGUGGGGUUGAGGAGAUGGUGGAUGAGGAUCGUGGAAGAUUGCCGCUGCGGUAUCCUUACUCCCCAAGAAUGAGGGAGGACUCAAGGCAUGGUUUCCGGGGCCGAUCACCCUUCCGCUCGCCGCCGCGGUUGUACGCCGCGGAAGCAGACCCUUAUUUUCGUGAAGUUGAAAUGAGGGAUGCGUACGAGGCCAGAUAUUACGAGCAUUAUUUAAUGCCUACGCCUCGACUGGCUCCACGUGGUGACUACUGCGAGGGAUAUCAGUACGGUGCACCACAUAAAGGUAUGGCGUAUCCACCUGCUCGGAAGGGAGAGUAUGCUUCGCCGGGUGGUAAGUACGACGAAUCCUGGUGUCGUAAGGAGGUCGGCCAAGGCAGCUAUGAAGAUCAAUACCACGAGAGAGGUGAGGAGGCGUAUCGAGCUGGUGGCGGGUACUACCAUCAGCACCGCUUUGACGAUACUGCGGCAGCUACACACAGCAGGCCAGCAGCGCUCGAGUUGUGCGCAAGAGCACUAGAAGUAGCUAUGCCCGCGGCUCUUGUGGAACCUCGAUUCGAUGUUGCGAGUAGGCAGACUGAGAGGGCUGGUCAACCGGCGUCCACGAGGGAUAUGAGGAGCAUCAGCGACAUCAACGACCCACCUAAAAACGCCAAUCGUCAACCAUUGGGUAGGCCAAACAGACUCUUGCCGACACCUGCAAACAGCAGCCCGUCACAUGCCGAGAUGUUGCCUGCAGGUGCCCGCAUCAUCUGGAAGCGACCAGAGGCAGAACAGCGGGCAGAUGAAGAUGCUGUGGCAGUGGAGAAAGUGGAGGAGAGAAGAAGUAAGGUUGGAGCAGAGCAAAGCUUCAGCCACACCGGAGCGGGCGCCGAAGAAGCGGGAGUGUCUGUCGAUAGGGCUGAACUUAUGCUCCCACCUCCACAAGCAGAAGUCAAGAUCACUAACACUGCACCACUCCUGCUCUACAUCUCUCCGACGCCAGUCAAGCCCCGUCCAUACGGCUUGUUACACGCCAAAGCCGAAGACAUGGGUGCGACGAAGCGGAUGAGCAAUGGCGAGGCCAAACCCGUCGGUCCACAUCCCUCGACCAUCCGCGUUGCGCCUCGCUUCAUGUCCCAGGCGGCCAUCGACAAGAAGCUGAAUCCGCCAAAUGCCUUGGACGUGCAGGAGCGAUCACUGGCCGAAGCUCGUGAAGACAAUAUCCGAUUGCAGGGUGUCACGUGGCUGGACAAUGUUCGCCGAGCAUUACAGCUGCCGAUCCGCACCUACACCACGGCCUGCACAUACUAUCACCGUUUCCGCCUGUCGCACCCGCAUGCUGUCGACUAUGCCUGGGCGGAUGCUGCGGCAGCGGCGUUGCUGAUGGCGUGCAAGGCCGAGGAUACGCUGAAGAAGACUCGAGAUAUCCUUGCCGCGGCCUACAACCUCAAGGCUGGCGCGCAUGAUCCUCUCACUCCCGACGAUGUCGUCUUCGAGACCCCGAGCAGGAUCGUCAUCGGUCUGGAACGUCUGAUACUGGAGAGUAGCGGCUUCGACUUCCGCGCCAAGUAUCCUCACAAUCUCAUGGUCAAGAUGUGCAAGACUCUGGGAAACGAUGAGGAGGAGCUCAAGAAGGUCGGCAGUAUUGCUUGGACCGUGCUGACAGAUCUUUACCGGACCUUUGCACCGCUGAAGCAUACUCCAGCCACCAUGGCUCUUGCAUGUCUGGAGCUAGCCACGCAAUUACAUGCUGCAUCCACCGGUAAUGAGACCUUCCAGGAGCAGAUCAAAGCAUUUGACUACGAGAAGGCCGGCACAACACGAGGAGAGAUCAUGGAGACGCUACUCGAUCUCCUCGACCUCUAUACCCAUCACACCGCCAACUCAAUCCUCGGCACUAAAUACAGUCUCGACGACUUCCUCCGCAUCCGUCUCGUCCUCAACAAAGAAUGCACCGACGACAGCAUCCCCCGCUUCACCAGCGCGCCCGAAUCCACCGCCAUCAAUACCGUACAAGCCGGCGAGACCCUAAGCCUAGCAAACGGCCACCCAACCCCAGUCUCCCCACCCCAAGCCGGUGCCCCAAAUGCACCGCAAACUUUGCCGGCUCCACAAAUGCCGUCCUUACCCGAAGGCGGCGGCACCCUCCGCUUCAUGCUCGACCCGCGUCUCGUGGUGGAAGAGAAGGCCGAGAUCAAGAAAUUCUACACCCAAGAAUGGGAGGAAGUGGAAGAGGAAAUCGAGAUCCCAAUCCCGCAACCUCCGCGCUCGGUAGUUCGUUCGCGCUCCCGGGAUCGGCAUAGUAAUCGCGAUAGUAACCGAGACCGUGACCGCGAUCGAGAUCGAGAUCGAGAGCGUGAUCGUGCGGAACGGCAUGGACCCCCUCCGCAUCGUGCUCGCGGGGACUACGAUCACAACAGAAGCGAGAUACCUCCUCGAGGAGCAGGGGAGAGGCGUUCGAGGGAGGAUUUGAGGGAGGUGGAGAGGGGACGGGAGAGGCAUGAGAGGGAGAGGGAGAGGGAGUAUGAGAGGGGGGGUGAUAGGGGGUAUGAUGCUGGAGAGAGGUAUGGUGGGAGGCGUGGUGGUGGUAGUGGUGGUGGGGGCAGGGAGAGGGAGAGGGAGAGGGACAGGGACAGGGGGUAUGAGGAUAGGAGGUAUGAGGAGAGGUAUGAGAGGAGGGAUAGGAGGGGUGGGUAUGAGGAGUAUGAUCGGCGCAGAUGA